AUGACGAUAACGUCCUUGGACGAGUGGGCUUCCGACUGUCUUCUGAAGUCGUCAAGUCUUGUCGCAGCCGAGAGAAGGAUCAUCAUCGGCGUUUGUAUCCUCAUCGUCUCCCUUUUUUCGUUUCUCAUCAACUUUUUCCUGAUCAUCGCCAUCCUUUGCCGUUGGACAAGUUUUUCUAAGCAGGUUUAAUAGCUUUUCGAAGAAUUUUUCAAGAGUUGAUUUCAGAUGUAUGCCCACUUUGUGCUCAGUAUGCUUUUCGCUGGGUUACAGUACACCUCUGUCAAUUUUUACGUUUCGAUUCCUUGCGCCUUCACGUAUUGUUCUUAUAUAUCGUGAGUCCCACUAAAAAUGUCGAAAAAUAAAAUACUACAUUUAUAACUCUAGAAGAAAUCUUGAGAUUUUCCAAAGACCCUCAAAACAGUUUGGUCAAUCUUUCAGGGAAAAAUAUCUUCAAUUUUUGAAAGUCUAUAAAAUAUGUUUUGCAGGAGCGAUUCUCUGAUGGUUGCACUGGCCACUCCAAAUACACUUUCUUUCUUUGCCUAUUUAUUCGCAGCUUUCGCCUUUUCAGUUUUUCGAUUUGCUUGUUUCAUUUAUAACAAACGUUCUUGGGUCGUUUUCCAGAAAGUGAGCUUGAAAGCCUUUUUUGCAUAUCCCUGAUCACUUUAAUUACAGGUUUGUUUGUACCUCCCAUGGGUUCUGGCAAUACUCAUCGCUUUUUACACGACUGCCAAUGGAUGCUACAAAAGAUACAAUCGAUAUGCUCUGGAGUACACUUACAACUGCUCAGCUUGCAAUUUAUUUUGUUCGUUCUAUUUUUAUGAUCUAUUUGUCAAGUCUGAAUUUUCAGUCAGUUUCAAUUUCAUGGACUUUAACUUUUACAUCGGACAAGCUCUACCUCUGAUAAUGUUUGGGCUUUAUGGUACCAUCGUCGUCAUGGUUUACAUGUCGCGAAAUUCCUAUGCAAGUGUCCGGGGAACACAGUUGAAAGACGCCAAAAAUGGUAUUUUUUUCUGUUCUAGUAGUUUUCUGAUAGUCGACUCAGUUUUUUUUAAAGUUCAUCUUCUAAUUUUAUGAAAUAAUUUCGAUAAAAGACCUUUAUUGAAACUUUAAAUAGUUAAAAAAACACAGGGAGACACAGGAAAAAAAAACAAGUAUCAACAGUGUAUUCUAAGUUCGCCUUUUCAUAAAAAAUUUCAGAUGAGAUCUACUAGCUUUUGAAGUUUUCCAAGCUUCGGGUAUUGGCUAAACUAAUAAAAUAUGUGAAAGUCGUUUUGCUCCAUAAGAAAAUUUCAUAUUGCACACGUGUUUUUUUUUCAAUUACCCGCCUGUUUACUACCCUUCAAAAAAAACUUAUCAAAAGUUGUGCACAUAGACAUGAAAACAUACUCAGUAAACACUUUUUUUUAUUGUGAAAUGGAAUAUGGAAUGGGGUCUCUCAGGUGCUGAUUUUCCUUAUGAAAAGGAUUUUUUGCAGGCUUUGCAAUAUAUCCUGAUCUGUACGGCGCAGUACCUGGCGUGUCUUCUCUUCUACAUGGUUCCACGACUGGGCCGCGGUCAUCCGGUCGCAGUCACCCUCAUGAACACGAUCGGCUCCAUCAACGUCGCGCUCAACCCCCUAGUGCUCAUCCUUUUCAACACGCAAAUGCAAAAAGCCUGCGCUGAACUUUUGAGAGACUUUGGAAUUUUCAGAAAUAAACCCAAGUUUAGUACCGUCGCUGUCACUCCGUCUUUCAUUCGUUCCAACUCCCGAGUAUCACGUUAA
Caenorhabditis auriculariae is the source of this 1762-nucleotide messenger RNA. The record is from the annotation of a GenBank genome assembly. NCBI's taxonomy places the organism in Eukaryota, Metazoa, Nematoda, Chromadorea, Rhabditida, Rhabditidae.